Exophiala mesophila is the source of this 1480-nucleotide messenger RNA. RefSeq lists its product as uncharacterized. NCBI's taxonomy places the organism in Eukaryota, Fungi, Ascomycota, Eurotiomycetes, Chaetothyriales, Herpotrichiellaceae. The record is from RefSeq and is a predicted model, not a curated record. The coding region runs from base 136 to 1293 and encodes 385 amino acids. The transcript has a single exon.
AUCUCACCCACUCCCUCCCCGAGCUUGACGCUUCUCCUCUCUCCAGACGUCUCGUCUCGUAAUAGGCAAAUAGGCGCAGACAUCUCGACAACCUGGCUGCCCUCGCUGCGCACCCUUUGCGCUUCAACGUCCAUCAUGUCUCAUCUCCCCGGUCACCAUUCUUCCUCAGAUCACGAUCAUUACUCCCAUGCCGUCGAGGGAGAUCGUACCCAGGCGGGACAUGAGCACACAAGCCUCUAUCAUGAGAUCCAUGAAACAGUCCGCCGCCUCCUCCAGCAUCUCGUCUUCGUUUCUCUUCUCUCCCUGAGACUUUACAUGCUGCCUCUGCUCUACAUCUCCCACAAACUCGCCGUCUCAGAUGACCCUUGGUAUCUCGCCACCUGGAGCACCAUGCUGCGACCCGGCCGGAGUCUUGCGGAUUGCGACCAGUGCAAGGGCGGGCCCGGCGGCCUCUCGCUCAUGGAGUUAUGGUUCAACAUGAGAGAAAAUGUUCGGACCCCGUUACGCAUCUUCAAAACUUUGUACGCUCUUGGUAGAGCAAUUGGAGAAGAUCCAAAUACGAUCCAUCCUACUCCUCAGCCACUACUGAGCCUAGGUCCAGACAGUGCCAUUGAUGUCGAAAGUCUACAUGACGAGUCUGUCAAGCCUUGCGCAACUGAGUCCACCGAAACCAUUGAUGCUCCAGCCAGUGCCUCCGAGAUCUACCAUGCUGCGUUGCUUAAUGGAGAUACCUUAGAUGAUAUCCUCGCUGCCUUUGGAGAUCGUCCUCCCAGUCUACCCCAGUCUACAGACCUGACCGAAGCCCAAGGAAGCCCGCAGUCCGCCCGAAACAACGAUGACUGCCUAACAGGUCCUUUUAGAAGACGGAGCUAUCGAAGGUCCAUCACUCACAUCACCCCUGAGCGCAACACUGACAACGAGGUCCGCACACCGGCCACUACCAUCAAGGACACUGAGCGUCAUGUAACCUUGAGCGCUAAAUCACCUGUGGAGAAGCCAGCUCCUGAGUGGCCAUGCGAGGAAAACAAGCCCCCCGCGGUCUCAUGCGUACCAAGCGGCCACCCGCAAGAAGAAGCAUGCGGACAUCCCAUCAAGCACUGUCCGACCUUUGAGCGGAGACACCAUCUUUAUUCAAAUGGAUCAAAACGGCCUCUCAGCGUUGACAGACAUCCCUUGGGAUACCUCCAAGAUCGAGGCAUGAUGUCCACUCCAGCUCUCGCCUCAACUUCCCCAACGAAACGGGCGAGAUUACAGCGCCGCGUCAAGGUCUUCAACGAUGCCGACAAAGCAUAGCAAGCAUGAGCCGCUUCCUCCACCCCCCAACUACACCCACAACAAACCCCUCGAUUUUGUUCUUCGAAAGAUACCCUGUACAGCACCUGGUUUGGAUGACGGAGCCUUGUGGACCCACCUAUGAUAAUGUUAUUGGAGCCGGGAUUCAGGAAUGGGCGUGUUGCCAGAUGGCAAAAAUUGACCAUGG